This is a messenger RNA of Chaetomium fimeti, 2094 nucleotides long. Its product is annotated as kinase-like domain-containing protein. The transcript is spliced from 6 exons. Gene Ontology annotation, cellular component: nucleus. Gene Ontology annotation, molecular function: protein serine/threonine kinase activity; ATP binding. Lineage: Eukaryota; Fungi; Ascomycota; Sordariomycetes; Sordariales; Chaetomiaceae. Gene Ontology annotation, biological process: protein phosphorylation; regulation of RNA splicing. Bases 1 to 2094 code for a protein of 697 amino acids. The record is from RefSeq and is a predicted model, not a curated record.
AUGUCGACGCCGACAACUGCGACGGCAACGUUGCCGCACUACAGCCCGCACCAUUUCCGAUACCCCCAUCAUCAACAUCCGCACCAGUCGUAUGCCCAAGCGAACUCCUCAUCAUUUCGCCCGCCAGCCCCAAUCCUCCCCCCCGCCAGCCGACUCGCGUACCCAUCUCCGGGCUACUCGUCUGCCGCAAGUCACUCGUCGGGGAAUGGAGUAGCCACCGUGCCGUCGGGCCACGCGAGAGUCGCUCCGCACGAACCAGCGGAUGGGACAUCUCGACUCGAUCACCUCUACACAAACAUGCCCGCAGCUCCGCAGGCUCAGCCCUUGGCCGAGUCGCAACCUCCCCGUAAGAAACGCCGGUCGAGGGAACCGGACUGGAAGACCUUCUACAAGAACGGCCUGCCCAAAGAGAUCAUCGUUAUCGAUGACACCCCUGAGCCCGAGCGUGCGAAUGCCUCGGCCACCCUCGCGAACGGUCGCUCACAUGUCGUUACGAAUGGCGGUGCGCCCGGAUCCUCGGCCAAAAAAAGGAAACGGGACGACGAGCCCACGCCGUACGAUCCUGUUCACCACAGCGCCGCUCUCGGCUCUCACACCCCGAGCAAGUCCACUGCCGCGAGCGACCGGACAAACUCUGCGAUUCACACGACGGCGGCCACAUCACUCGGGUCGCUCUCAUCAAAUGGCCAGUACGAGUACGAUACACAGCCCGGCCAUAAACGGAAGAGAACAACCCGCCAGCAGAUUGCAAACGAAGCGAGGCGUCGCGAGGCUGCGAUAUAUACCGAUGCCCUCGCCCACUACCGGCCGCCCCCCUAUCCCCCCAAGAAGGCGCGCGAUGUGCACAUCAAAGUUGUGGCCGACCCGCCGCACAGCAAGAACAUCCGUGUCGAUGACGACGACGGUCAUUACAUCGUCGUCCCCGACAACGACCUCACCGAAAGAUAUCAAAUGGUCAAGCUUCUCGGCCAAGGCACGUUCGGCAAGGUCGUGCAGGCAAGGGACAAGGUGUCCGAGAAACUCGUCGCCAUCAAGAUCAUCCGUUCUGUGCAAAAGUACCGCGAAGCGAGUAAGAUUGAACUUCGCGUCUUGGAGACUCUCAGAGCCAAUGACGAGGAGAACCGGAACCGCUGCAUUCACUUCCGAGACUGCUUCGACUACCGCGGGCAUAUUUGCAUCGUCAUGGAUCUCCUCGGCCAGAGCGUGUUCGACUUUCUCAAGAGCAACAGUUUCGUGCCUUUCCCGAACAGCCAAAUCCAGAACUUCGCCCGCCAGCUUCUGACCAGCGUUGCCUUUCUCCAUGACCUCAACCUGAUCCACACAGAUCUGAAGCCGGAGAACAUCCUGCUGUGCCACAACGAGUACCAGACGUUUACGUACAAUAGGAAAAUACCGUCGGCUAGUACCAACAACAGCAACCGCCAGGCUAGCCAAAGGAAAGUGCUGCUGGACACGGAGAUUCGGCUGAUCGAUUUCGGCUCGGCGACCUUCCAGGACGAAUAUCACUCGUCAGUGGUGUCGACCCGCCACUACCGAGCGCCCGAAAUCAUUCUCGGUCUUGGGUGGUCGUAUCCUUGCGACAUUUGGAGUAUCGGGUGUAUACUGGUCGAGUUCUUCACCGGCGAUGCCCUCUUCCAGACGCACGAUAAUCUCGAGCAUCUGGCUAUGAUGGAAGCAGUCGUCGACGCCAGGGUCGAUUCGUCUCUCGUCCAGCAGGUGAACAGGAUGACGAGGAACGGCGGGAACCCCGCCUCCAAAUACUUCAAGCGUCUCAAGCUCGACUACCCUAUGCCUGAUACGACGCGAGCAUCACGAAGAUUUGUCAAGGCUAUGAAAAAGCUCCCGGAAAUCAUUCCCUCAAACACCAAAUUCCUGCAACAGUUCCUAGAUCUCCUCCAGAAGAUCUUUGUCUACGACCCCGCGCAACGCAUCACCGCGAAGCAGGCUUUGCAACAUCCCUGGUUCCGCGAAGUUGCGCAUCCUGACGACGGGACCGAAGCGGCGCGCAUCCGCGCCGACAAAUUGAGGAUGCGCGAACGAGAGCUGUCCGGGGCCAGCCAUGGCCCCGUAGAGGAGCGAUCGGUGAGGAGGUGA